Messenger RNA from Loxodonta africana (African savanna elephant), 4034 nucleotides. It is a transcript of the gene EFNA5, whose product is annotated as ephrin A5. The transcript is spliced from 5 exons. Lineage: Eukaryota; Metazoa; Chordata; Mammalia; Proboscidea; Elephantidae. Gene Ontology annotation, molecular function: ephrin receptor binding. The record is from RefSeq and is a predicted model, not a curated record. The coding region runs from base 367 to 1053 and encodes 228 amino acids. Gene Ontology annotation, biological process: regulation of cell-cell adhesion; regulation of actin cytoskeleton organization; ephrin receptor signaling pathway. Gene Ontology annotation, cellular component: external side of plasma membrane; plasma membrane.
GGCCUGAAGCCGCAGCCUGAGACACAGCUUGGCACCCGUUCCCCCGCUGUUGCCGCUGCCACCACCACACACAUACGUACACACACACGCACGCUUUUCUCCAUCUUGUGAUUCCUUUUCUCCUCCUUAACCCUCCAGUGGGGGUGCGAGUUUGUUUUUAUUACCCCCACUCCACUGCUUUCUUUUCUUCUCGCUCUCCUCCCCCUCCCCAGCUUGGUGUGUGCUUCUUUAUUUUCUUACUUCCCUUUAUUUCUAUUUAUUCAUAUUUAUUUGGCGCCCGUUCUCCUUUCUUCCCGUUCCUCUUCCUCCGGAUUCCGCUCUCUCCCCGGAGUGGCGCGUCGGGGGCUCCGCCGCUGGCCAGGCGUGAUGUUGCACGUGGAGAUGUUGACGCUGGUGUUUCUGGUGCUCUGGAUGUGUGUGUUCACCCAGGACCCGGGCUCAAAGGCCGUUGCCGACCGCUACGCCGUCUACUGGAACAGCAGCAACCCCAGAUUCCAGAGGGGCGAUUACCACAUUGACGUCUGUAUCAAUGACUACCUGGAUGUUUUCUGCCCUCACUAUGAGGACUCCGUUCCAGAAGAUAAGACUGAGCGCUAUGUCCUCUACAUGGUGAACUAUGAUGGCUACAGUGCCUGCGAUCACACUUCCAAAGGGUUUAAGAGAUGGGAAUGUAACCGGCCUCACUCUCCAAACGGACCGCUGAAGUUCUCUGAAAAAUUCCAGCUCUUCACUCCCUUUUCUCUAGGAUUUGAAUUCAGGCCGGGCCGGGAAUAUUUCUACAUCUCAUCUGCAAUCCCAGAUAAUGGAAGAAGGUCCUGUCUAAAGCUCAAAGUCUUUGUGAGACCAACAAAUAGCUGUAUGAAAACUAUAGGUGUUCAUGAUCGUGUUUUCGAUGUUAACGACAAAGUAGAAAAUUCAUUAGAACCAGCAGAUGACACCGUACAUGAGUCAGCCGAGCCAUCCCGCGGCGAGAACGCGGCACAAACACCAAGGAUACCCAGCCGCCUUUUGGCAAUCCUACUGUUCUUCCUGGCGAUGCUGUUGACGUUAUAGCACAGUCUCCUCCCGUCACCUGUCACAGAGAACAUCAGGGUCUUGGAACACCAGAGAUCCACCUAACUACUCAUCCUAAGAAGGGACUUGUUAUUGGUUUUUGGCAGAUGUCAGAUUUUUGUUUUCUUUCUUUCAGCCUGAAUUCUAAGCCACAACUUGGGGGUAGGGGAGCUAAACUAGUUGCCGCCUCCCUCACCCCACCCUACCCCCAGCCCUUGCCCGGGACGUCUCUCACUCCUUCCAAAUUAAAUGGACUCCAGGUGAAAAUGCCAAACUGUCGUAGUGACACCAGUGGUUCGUCAGCUCCUGUGCGUUCUCCUCUAAGAGCUCACCUCCGCGAGCGCCCUGGGUCAGCGGUACAUGGACAAGGAAGAAUAGCAGCAAAUGCAGCCAGCAAUGGCUAGGCCCAGGAGGCUUUUGCUCUCCUAUACAAUAUUUAUGCCUUCUCAUUCAGAACUGUAAGAUGAUCGUGCGGGGCAUCGUGUCACCAUGUCAGGUCCAGAGGGGAGGUAUUAAGAACAUAUAAUAUUACACCGUUUCCUCUAGGAGGAUAUAAAUGAACAGGCUUCUAAAAGGUUGAGACACUGGUUCUUUAAUAUGACUGUCUUAAAGCAUUCUUGACAGCAAAACUUGUGCUCUGUAAAAGAAGGCUUUUUUUUCCCCCCAAGGAGGUGGGUCGGGUGCAGGAAUGCUUGCACAGAGCAAGUGUGAAAACCAAGACAACUACGUGUUUGGUGGGGGUGUGUAUGUGUGAGUGCCUCUAAUUUUUUUUGGUGACUGGACAGUGCACACUAGAUUUUUUUUUCCUUUGAAUACAGAUCACCAUGGUGCUACAACUCUUUUCUUUUUAGAAACUCAAAGAGGCAUUUUUAUGAAUAAAGUGACCUUCCCCAAGGCUCACAAGCCAGAGUUGAUGAGCGCAUAGUGGCAUAGCUUUGGAUAAUCCUCUGGGGGAUGAUCUGUACCAAGGCAAGGGUGGCAGUAGCCAGAGGAGAUGACAGUUUGGCUUUGCUGGAGUGCCAGCGAGCUGUGGCCUUUUCCCAACUCCCACCCGAAAACCCAUGUUUUGCUCCUCACUCCACCUCUGCAGGGGCCCCGAUAUAAACCCCUGUCACUAGGAGAGUCAGUCAGCACUACUUGGGAGGGCUAAAGGGACAUUUGGAAUAAAAAUUCCAAAGUUUGAAAAAAAAAAAAUUCAACUGUUGAGUUUAUAUUCUUACCCUUUCUGACACAGCCUAAAGCGUAGGGGGAACAUGUGUUUAUCUGUGGGAGAUAAACAAGAUGGAGUCCCAAAGACUUUAACAAAAUAUUUUUUUAAAAAUCCACUAGAAUAGAAAAUACAUUAUUUAGAUAUACUUUAUGCUGAGAGUGAGUAUAUAUGCUUGUCCUAUUUAAACUUGUGAGAAAAAGUGGUAUCCCUUGAUACAUUUAGAAAUAUGGGAGGCUAUCUUGUUUCAUUGUGGGGGUGGGGCAGAAGAAGCAUAAAAGCAGGAUCGCCCUGUUUAAGGAAUCUUAGCAUGGCCAACGGUUGAUUACCAGGAAAUGCAAGCCUUGGGGUUUCUUUCUACUGGUGGGGCUGUCACGAUUGAACUCCAAAGCCUAGACAGGGAAAAUCAGACAAUGGAAAAGCAAUCUAGCCUUUUUUGCUAUUGCACAUGUCAAUAGAAACCAUGCCUUUCAAAACAAAAUCAACACGAUGAUCAUGUAAAAUGUGAAAAAUAGAAAGCAUUCCAGCAAAAGGGUUUUUUUUUUUUAUAUAUAUAUAUUUGUUUUUUAAAAUGUAUAUGUAAAAAAAGGGAGAGGAGUCAUAUUAUGGACAGACUUCAUGAGUGAGAACUUGCUUAGAAUCGUGAGUAGUUCUGAAUUAGACAAAAUAUGUGAAUGAAAGGCAGUUAUAAAUGUACUGCACCCUGGAGAGUUGUACACAUGUUGAAAUGUCAUCUGGGCUUACCUGAUCCGUUUGGUGUGGAUGUUACUGCUGGGUCUCUUCUCACUUGGAACCAGGUGAGUGGGGUUGCCAGCCUUGCAGAUACAAUCAGUCCAAUUCCCUCCAGACAUCAGGAACUACUCUGGAGUGGCAGAGCCUUAUCACAGAAGGCAACCACCAUUUCACUGAAACAAAAGUUCACAGCAUUCGAUUCCUUUUUCCUUUAACUAUUUAUAUGCUCAGUACUCUCAGUAGUACCCAGUAAUACUUCUUUUUAUUAAUAGCUACAGGCUUGUUGGGCCAGUGGGAUUUGGGUUGGGGGAAAAAAGAGACACUUUCUAAAAUGGGUCAAUAGUUAGAACCAAAAUAAUCCUGCAUGUUCUAUAACCACAAGGAAAACAAAUGAUCCUGUAAUGAUUCCAGUUAGUCAUAACUACAGUGCUAAUUUCAUUUUAGAAAUGGUGAUUUCUGUGGUUUUUCUAGCAUUUGUCUCUUAACAAAUGAUGAAAUAAUUACUCAUGGCCCUCUCUGCCAUUGUCUUUCAUUUUUUCACAAUGAAAUUAGGCCUCUUUCCUUCACCAUUGUGCCACUGCAAAGCAAGUAAAAAAUAGCAAGACUACCCACGCCAGUGAACAGUGUGCGUCUCUACCUGUAAGUGACAUCAUUGUAGGUAGUGCAUUUGCCACUGAGUUCUCAAGCACCUGACUGCUAUCAGACAGCUCUCAUCCUGUCCAAAAAGUGCUGGUGGCCUUUUUUUUUUUUCUUUUUGAUGUUGUUGAAAUGCUCUGGGGGCUUAGGAGGAUGUCGAUGCAACUUGCUAGCAGCUUUUAAUUUCAAAAACAAUUCAAAAGUCUGAAGGGCAGCCUUAGCUGCCUCUCAGCCCCAGUUAGUCAAACCCCAGCAACCUUUGCCCUGGUUGCCAAGGGCUUUGCAACAUGAAGCAGGGAAAUAAGGAUCUGUCUGUUUAGUGGAUACUGUGUAUCCUUUAAUAGGCCAGGUACAGUUGGUGUUAGCUUAGACUAUUGUUUUGUACUGUACUUUCUUGGGUGGCAGA